This is a messenger RNA of Pollicipes pollicipes, 2217 nucleotides long. RefSeq names its product putative acyl-CoA dehydrogenase 6. The record is from RefSeq and is a predicted model, not a curated record. The transcript has 9 exons. The coding region runs from base 174 to 1439 and encodes 421 amino acids. Gene Ontology annotation, cellular component: cytoplasm. Gene Ontology annotation, molecular function: acyl-CoA dehydrogenase activity; flavin adenine dinucleotide binding. Gene Ontology annotation, biological process: fatty acid beta-oxidation using acyl-CoA dehydrogenase. Lineage: Eukaryota; Metazoa; Arthropoda; Thecostraca; Pollicipedomorpha; Pollicipedidae.
GGCCUAGCAGUGCCCCAAACGCGCUUGUGCGUGGGGGGAACUGGUGCUGCAUUUCGUCGCGGAGGUCGUCUGCGCUCGAAGAAUCAGUCAGUGGGUGGGGGGAGUGCGAGAUAUUACGGAUUUGCGGCCGUGCAUCGCGAAGCUUUGAUCUGAUCUGAGUCCCUGCACUCACCAUGUUCCAUGCAUAUUUGAGCACGCGCGUGGUGUUGGUUCCCGGGGCUAUUCGUCAGUCUAGGAGAUUCAUAUCAUUGUCACCAACUCAGUUGAAAGUUAAUGCAUGUUCAAUUUAUAAGGAAGACCACAAAGAGAUACAGAACACCCUGAAAAAGAUAAUAGACAAGGAUAUCAACCCACAUGUAGAUCAGUGGGAGGCAGAGGGCAAAUUCCCUGCCAGAGAGGUCUUCAAGAAGCUGGGCAGUGCUGGGCUGCUGGGAGUAACCAAACCAACAGGGUAUGGCGGUUUGGGCCUGGACCAGACAUAUGAGGCAGCUGUGCUGGAGCAGCUGGGCCACAUCCCCUGUGGUGGCGUGCCCAUGGGCAUUGGCAUCCAGAUAGCCGUCUCCACGCCCAUCCUCGCUAGGUGCGGCAGUGACCGCCUGAAGCGUGAGUUCCUGGCGCCUUCGGUGGCCGGUGACCUGGUCUCCUGCCUGGGCGUCAGUGAGCCUGGCUCCGGCUCCGACGUGGCCUCCAUCCAGACGAGGGCCGAGCGGAAGGGCGAUGACUUGGUCAUCAACGGCCAGAAGAUGUGGAUCACUAACGGCUGUCAGGCCGACUGGAUCUGCCUGCUGGCCAACACCAAUAAGGGCGCGCCGCACAAGAGCAAGUCACUCAUCUGCGUGCCCAUGGAUACUAAGGGCGUGACGAUCGCCAAGCGGAUCGACAAGAUGGGCAUGCGCAGCUCGGACACGGCGCAGAUCUUCUUCGAGGACGUGCGCGUGCCGGCCGACAACAUCAUCGGCGAAGAGGGCAAGGGUUUCACCUACCAGAUGGAGCAGUUCCAGGAGGAGCGGAUGGCCGGCAUCGCGCUCAGCCUGGUGCCGAUGGAGCUCUGCAUUCAACAGACUAUUGAGUACACGCGCCAGCGCAAAGCGUUUGGCAAGUCGAUCCUCGACAACCAGGUGGUGCACUUCACACUGGCCGAGCUGCAAACCGAGGUGGAGCUGCUGCGGUCGCUGCUCUACCGAUCCGUUGAGUCGUUCGUGCAGGGCGAGGACGUGACGGAGCUGGUGUCGAUGGGCAAGCUGAAGUCCGGCCGCCUGGUGCGCGAGGUGUCCGACAAGUGUCUCCAGUUCUGGGGUGGCAUGGGCUUCACCAACGAGGUGCUUGUCAGCCGCUUUUACCGGGACCUCCGCCUCCUCUCCAUCGGAGCGGGCGCCGACGAGGUCAUGCUCAGCAUCAUUGCCAAGUACAUGGGAACGCUGCCCAAGCCGGGAAAAUAGCCAUGUGCGAGCCGCCCGGGAGCUUUGUGGGACGUCUGUGAGCUCGCCUUUGACUGACGGGCGUGGAGAGAAAUCAUAUUCGGGGAAUGUUACGGCGGAGAAACGUGACACGGUGUGCAUCUGCGCAUUGCGUGAGAGGAGGCUUGGACAAAAAGUUGCGGGGGACUGGUUGUACCGUAUCAACGACCACACAGUUAAGCGUUUGUUGGGCACUGAGCUAGGUUAACAAUAAGUCGUAAUGGCUGCCAUUGUGGAUGGAUUGUCUUGCGCAAUCAAAUUUGCAUUCUUCGAGUCGAAUUUGUGAUGGAUGGAGUUGUUGAUUCUGAUGUGAGCAAGAUAAUAUAUUUUGAUAUAGGUCGUGUUCGAAAUAGAAACGUUGGCUUUUAGAAAUGUGGCACGGUUUAGUUCAUUUUUGUGUGGUUUCUUCGUCUUCGUUCGAUUUACAGUGGUUAAAAAUGUGGUUUGUGUGACAAGGGUAGUUUUCUCGUGGCACCAUUCGUUUAUUUAGGUGACCCCUGGUUCUCGACAGCGAUGUUGUCCCUUUUGUCUCGCCGAUGUCGAGAGUCUUGUUGAAAUUGGACAAUUAGUGCCAACCCAACUUACUGUUUCAUUGCGCUGGCGUGGCUCAAUUUACUGGAACACUCACUAUGCACGCGAAGUUUGUAGGUUGUUUGUAAAAGAUGCCGUGAAUUCCGUGUUUGCCGCCAUAAGCUUGAGCGAUCAGACAGCUAAUGACGGAAUUGUAUCAUGUGACAGGUAAAUAAAGUAUGUAAUACAA